AGGUGAUCACAGAUUGACAAAUUACAUGUGAUGUCGAAACAAGAACAAUUGGCACGUGUUUGUAUCGUCUCGGUGGUCUGAAGAACGAAUACAAAGGGUUUGGAAAGCCUCGUCUUUGUGCGACGCUACCACUGAAAUCGAAACCCCGACAAAACGACGGUGAACUCCUAAUAUUCCUUCUGACCUUGACCCACUGACCUAAGAAUAUGUCAGUAGGCCUCCGCGUCUUGCGAGGCCCUGAUUGGUCGAGUGAAGACCGUGAUGGAGGUGAAGGUCACGUGGGCACGGUGGCCAGCGUGGGCGGCGAGGGCACGUGCGAGGUUCUCUGGGACAGCGGCGACAGAUGCAUGUGCCGAAUAGGAAAGUUCGGCAAACACGACCUCAGGAUUUUCGAUAACGCUACAAUUGGAGUCCGCCACCCUGAUGUCUGCUGUGAUGGGUGUGAGUCUCAGGGUAUUUCUGGGAUGCGGUGGACGUGUGCCAAGUGCAAGCGAUGCAACCUGUGCUCAUUGUGCUACGUCACUGACAAACAUGACCUCGCUCACGAGUUCCUGAGAUAUGAUACGCCCACCUCUGAAGGUGUGAAGGUCAAGAAGCGUUCUGCGAGUCUGAAGAUCCGGGCUAUGGGAAUGUUCCCUGGGUCGCAGGUCAAGCGAGGUGCAGACUGGAACAGUGCCAACCUAGACGGAGGGCCCGGGAAUGUUGGAGAUAUCAUCACCCUCAUCAACAGCGUCUCCACCCCCUCCACACGCAACAUGGUCAAGGUGAAGUGGCCAAGCGGUGAAGUGAGUACCCACAGAGUGGGCUAUCAAGGGAAGGUUGACCUGCAGUACAUAGAGCAGAGCCCCGGGACAUAUUACUACAAGGAGCACCUGCCCUAUCUAGAUGCAGAGAGUGCCAGGCAGACCCCGGUCAAGCAAGCGGAAGUUCUGCAAGUAGGAGACAAGGUGUAUAUCCAUGUUCCUGCAGCCUCCCUCAAGUCUCUACAGAGCGACCGGUCAGGCUGGACAUCAGGGAUGGCCAAUUGUAUCGGCAAGGUCGGGAUCCUCAAAGGGUUUGCAUCGUCUGGGGAUGCCACUGUAGAGUUUGGGGGCAUGCGGUUCCGAUUCACCCCUGCAGCACUGAGAAAGAUUCCGACCUUGAAACAAGGCGAGGUUGUCCAGUUGAUCAGCGAGGAAGACCGGGUCAAGGCUCUUCAAGAUGGCCAUGGGGAGUGGACUUCCGACAUGAAACAGGUCUUAGGAAAGUGUGGAAAGGUUGUGAAGGUCGACGAUGAUGGGGAUGUUGUGGUGGCGUUUGGCAAGAGGACAUUCCUGUUGAACCCAGCUAGCUGUGUUCCCGCUCCAGGGGAGAAAGUGUUCGAACUGGCGGAAUCUUUGUCCCCUCCCAGGUCCUCUGGGGCAGGGAUUACUGAAACACAUGGCGACCUCUUGAAGCUGAUGGCAGCGAUGAUGAUGAAAGAUCUUCACAUGGCUGUCGCUGACCCAGAUAUGAUGUAUCAGGCAAUUGGGAAAGGCGAUGCUGGCAUGGUCAGGUCCAUUGUCAGCAAAGCCCCUAAACUGCUGAACGUCAACCACAAGGGUGUGACCCCACUGAUACUGGCUGCCCAUGAGGGUCAGACGGAGGUUGUGAGGGCGUUGCUGGAGCUGGGGGCGGACACCAGCCCGACAGAUGGGAAGGGCCAUACUGCUCUCCAUGCUGCUCUCAUUGGAAAAAAGGAGAAAACAGCACAGCUGCUGUUGGAGAAAGGUGCCAAUGUACAGGUGUGUAACCACCAAAAGAGGUCAGCCCUCCACUUUGCUGCCUUCGCCAACCUCCCACGUGUCAUGGAGGAUCUCAUCAAGAGGGGAAGUAACGUCAAUGCAAAGGAUGUGGCAGGUGACACAGCUCUUCAUGAUGCCAUUCAGAAGGGCAACAGGGAGGCCAUUGAACUUCUGAUGAGAGCUGCCAAGAUUGACCUCAGCAUUCCCAACAACAAAGGCUUCAACCCUUUGCAGUUUGCUGCUUUUACUGGAAACACAAGCGCUACUCAGGCCAUCUUGAAGAGAGACACCUCUGUGGUUAAUCUUCAGAAGGGCGAGGACAGAUUCGCCGCUCUCCACAUCGCUGCCAUCAACGACCAUGUGGAAUGUGCCAGACUUCUCAUUGAUGUGGGGAAGGCCAAGGUUGAUAUCCAGGGUGCCAAUGGAAGCACAGCCCUCCACCUCGCCUGCCACGAGGCUCUAUACAGGACAGCAGAGUUGCUCUUGGAGAAAGGUGCCGACCCCAACGUGAAGGAUGUGAGCGGCAACACAGCGUUACACAUCGCCAUGGGCGCAGACAAAUCUACAGGAAGAGGCACAGAGCAUCAACUGUUGGCGGCGCUGCUUGGACUGACGUCACGCACCGACGACGAGGCACGCGUGAAGCUGGCAUGUCUGUUGCUGCAGAAGAAGGCCAUCAUGGACGCCAAGAACAACAAUGGCGCCACACCACUGGAUGUUGCCAAGAGUCCCACAGUUAAGCAGGCAGUACAGCUAUUUGUCAGACAAAACCAGGGUUCCAUCCAGCGUUCCGCCACCUCCACCCCCCGAGGGGGUGGGGCAAGGGUCCAGCUGCGCACCACCAUGUUUGACAUGCAGCUCCCGUGUGCCAAGUGUAUGAGCAAGAUGGCGGACAUCACCCUGAUGCCGUGUGGGCACAAGAUCUUGUGUCGACAGUGUUGCCUGACUACCGAGAUAUGUCCACUCUGUGAGACCCACAUUGAGCGUAGACUCGCCAAAAAAGAGCGAGCUGACUUUGAGGAACCUUGCAAAGUUCAGUGAGGUGCCCUGGCCCUGAACUGACAAGAUGGGAUCUAUCGUCUGAACAGAUAUACCAUUAACAGACAGAUGAAGCAAGAUUCUCUUUUGUUCUCAAAGUUACCUUUCAUGAUCAUAACUAUUGGCAAGGGCUGGCGAAUGUGAUGUCGACAUCUUGCUUGUUUGGCACUUAGCCAUGGGGAUAUAACUGUUCAGUGAAGACUUGUUAACCAGGACUCUGUCAACUUAUAUGUCACUUGACACUUUGUAUGUGCACCCUAGUUUCACAUCUGCACUCGCUUCUCUCGAACUCCUCACAACUUGAUAUUUGUUGUAGUUUUAGUAUUAAUGGUAUUGUGUAUUUGCAUUACAUGUACAACAUAUGAUGUCUCAAACGAGGGUAGGGUCCGUUCAAUCCAAUCAGUCUUUUUCCAUGAAACUUGGCAUCUGCAUUUCUCAUCAACUGAACUGGUGCCUUUU
Haliotis rufescens (red abalone) is the source of this 3260-nucleotide messenger RNA. Its product is annotated as E3 ubiquitin-protein ligase MIB2-like. Gene Ontology annotation, cellular component: cytoplasm. The record is from RefSeq and is a predicted model, not a curated record. The coding region runs from base 207 to 2804 and encodes 865 amino acids. Gene Ontology annotation, molecular function: zinc ion binding; ubiquitin-protein transferase activity; protein binding. Gene Ontology annotation, biological process: protein ubiquitination. NCBI's taxonomy places the organism in Eukaryota, Metazoa, Mollusca, Gastropoda, Lepetellida, Haliotidae. The transcript has 19 exons.